Molecule: messenger RNA, 3114 nt
Organism: Paramisgurnus dabryanus
Lineage: Eukaryota; Metazoa; Chordata; Actinopteri; Cypriniformes; Cobitidae
Gene: slc10a3
Product: solute carrier family 10 member 3
Biological process (GO): bile acid and bile salt transport
Cellular component (GO): membrane
Molecular function (GO): bile acid:sodium symporter activity
Source: RefSeq, a predicted model, not a curated record
ACGUAUCGCAUUUCAAUGGGAGUCGCCCAUAGUAACCGCUCGAGCUGCUUAGACCGGAUUGACGAGCAGAGAUGACGAGACCAAAAUAAAGAGACUGAAGACGAGAAUCAUGAGAAGUAUUAAUCGUUAUACGCUUAAAUUAAAAUAUAUGAACUGCUCGGACUGGAUGUUUAUGCGUGUGUUCAUCGAGUGAGCAAUGAGUGUGUCUGGGUCUCUGUAAAGCUGUGACUGGUGGAGACAUGAAGACACUGCUCGUGUUGAGCUGUCUGCUAUUGUUUACUCGAGGAGAAGAUUCAGAUAAACCCAAUCAGAAGGUCAACCCAGUCCAGUACCUGCACAUCGGCGACGACUCAUCAAAGGAGUUUGAGUUCCCCCAAAACACACGUGGCGUUAUCGUUAUCUCCAGCAGUUACCGCAGCUCUGGAGUGCGGAAAGGUCGAGAGAGCCUAAAACAGACAGUUCAGGUGAGUUCCCUGGACCCAGAUGUGAUCUCCAUCCUCAACGUGAGUGAAAGCGACCGUACUGGAAACGUAAGCAGCUACAUCAUCAGCAUCCGGUCUGGGCUACCCGGAACAGCCCCGUUACUUAUUCAGCUCCUGGGUCUGGACCGGGAUUCCGAUCCAGUUUUGAUUGAGGAGCGGGCCGACUACUCCAUAAGGGUGGCAGCAGGCGGUGAUGACCCAGCCACCCGGCUCCUGGAGACCGGGGGGCUGUCCCACUUCUCAGAGAACCCGGUUCUGUUUGCCCUGCUGCCGCUCAUCUUCAUCAAUAAGUGUGCGUUUGGCUGCAAAGUGGACGUGGAUGUUCUUUUGAGUCUGAUCAAGAGACCAGUCCCGCUGCUGCUGGGUGUGGUAGGACAGUUCUUUAUAAUGCCACUAUAUGCCUACGGCCUGUCCCGCGUGGUGUCCCUUCCCAAAGCGCUGUCACUGGGUCUGAUUAUCACAUGCUCAGCUCCUGGCGGUGGUGGAGGAUACCUCUACAGUCUGCUGCUGGGUGGAGAUGUCACACUGGCCAUCUGCAUGACACUGACGUCCACCGUGGUUGCGGCUGCAGCGAUGCCAUUGUCCUCAGCGUUUUACGGAUGGGUAUUGGGGGUUCAUGCUGCUCUUCACGUGCCCUUCGUCAAGAUUCUUGGCACGCUGCUUUUCAUUGCCAUUCCAAUCUCGCUGGGAAUGCUGGUGAAGCUCCGUUUGCCCACGGUCACCAGUGUCCUGUUGUCCCUCAUCCGUCCCUUCAGCUUUGUGCUGAUUAUAGGAGGAAUCUUCAUGGCCUAUCAGAUGGGGUCCUCUAUUUUGGCAAAUGUACGAUCUGAAAUCGUGGCUGUGGGCGUAACUGUGCCUGUCUUUGGGUUGCUGGUUGGUUUCGGGAUGGCACGGCUGGCAGGGCUGUUGUCACCCCAGAGGAAAACCGUCAGUAUCGAGGUGGGCGUGCAGAACAGUCUCCUGGCGUUGGCAGUCAUGCAGUUGUCGUUCCAGCGGGCCGAGGCAGACUACGCGUCCCAGGCACCAUUCAUAGUGGCACUUAGCAGUACAUCAGAGAUGCUUUUAUUGGUACUCGCUCAUGUUGCCCACCAACGCCUGUGCCUGCCACGCACUUCAAGAAUUGCCACCUGAUCACCGAUUUAAAGCCAAUAGCUGCCAAACAAUACUGCCAGUGAACACUGAUACCAGUCCGUCCCCGGACAGUUUUGAGUGUUUCUGUCUUACAACCAAAAGCCUUUGCUCAGUGUGGCCGAUAUAAGUUCAGCCUCUUUUGAAAUAAAAUUUUAAUGACCUAAUGUGUAUGACAACGACAGCCUUUAUGAAAUAAUAUACAAGAUAUUUUUCUAUGUAAUUUUGUUUUCUAUCUUGUAACUAAAAGCGUUUGUAUCUUGUUUACAGAUGUGUGAUUGAGAUGUUGUGCCAUAAUGUUGCAGUUGAUUGUUUAUGUGAUUGAAUCCAUACACUGGAAUGAUGAAGAUGUGCGAAUAAAUGAUUUUGAAAAGGCAAAACAGUCACUGCAGAAGUCUUCUUCUGUGCUCAGGUGCAAUAUUUCAGUUUUUGCAUUUUAAAGUCACAUUUGCACAUGCAAAACAUUACAAAUGCAAAUGUUAAACCCAUAAAAGAUGAAAACAUCUCGGGGAAAUUUUAAGUUUAAUUAAUUUAUGUACCUAUUAUGAGUUGAUUAUCACUACAAAUAGUAGCACAUCUCAGUGACCUUCAAGAAAUGAUUUAUUUAAACUUUAGUAAUGAGUUGAGUUUAUAAAGAAUCUGCUGGUUUAUACACUUGAGAUUUUGGGUGGUUUGGAAGAACGUGUUUCUUUCAGCAACUGAAAGAGACAAAUGUACCGUUUGUAAAAUUUACCAAUGUUAUGAUAAAAUCUGUCUAGGAUAUUUUUCACCCUUUCUACAAUUACGGAACAUGAUUUCAUUGAAACAUAUUACACAGAAAUAAAGUACACAUUCACGUUGUCUGUAAAACAAUUAUGUGAUUGCAGAUCAAUUGAAGUUUAAGAUUAUGAUGUCUGACAAUAAUGAUAUGUCAUCAAAUGGUUCAACAUGUGCAAAUGAUGUUAAUUUGGGUUUGCUUUAAAGUCAUUGUCGUUCUUAAAGGUAAGCUUUUGUGUGGGCCUCUUGUUUCCAUAUAAGGGCCUAAAACAGAAUUACUAUUUGCAUGUGUUUACAUGUUAACAAGAUGAAAACAGACCUACUGCUUGUGGUAUUUUCUUAAGGUAUGGCCAGUAUUGGAUAGGCCAAAGUGGUUGAAUCUUGGUUGAAUUUUUCUGAUUUGAGGAAAAUUACCUACUUUGCUGCUUGUGGAAUGUGCUUGAUCUUUGCUCUGUUUACUGCAGGUGAAAUCAAGUGAUCUUUGGUCUGUUUUUUUUAAAGCCGAGUUAUCUGUAGUACUGUAUAAGUUUAAAUUCCUGUGAAUGACUGACACAGUGCCUACAGUGUGAAAUACAAACACUAGGACAUUGAAUACAUUUGUUUUUUAUUAUUUACUUUAUUAUUUACAUCUUUUAUUAUUUAUUUCCAAAUUAAUAUUUUUGAAAAAAAAAAACUGCUGUCAGGAUUUAGGCACAGUGAAAUAUUAGCACUAAAAAGGCAUGGACAUAGUUAGAUUCUCUUUCAAGCA